Molecule: messenger RNA, 730 nt
Organism: Gilbertella persicaria
Lineage: Eukaryota; Fungi; Mucoromycota; Mucoromycetes; Mucorales; Choanephoraceae
Product: P-loop containing nucleoside triphosphate hydrolase protein
Exons: 4
Cellular component (GO): intracellular anatomical structure
Molecular function (GO): ATP binding; RNA binding
Source: RefSeq, a predicted model, not a curated record
AUGUCUCGUCAUGAACAUAUAAAACAACAAAGAGAGAGUUUACCUACGUUUGAAUAUAAACAUGAACUUGUGGAUGCUAUUCGAGAAUAUAGCAUCUUGGUUGUCAUUGGUGAAACUGGUUCUGGUAAAACAACACAGAUCCCUCAAUACAUUUUAGAAGAACUACCCGAGAUCAAGAUGAUUGGUGUCACUCAACCAAGACGUAUUGCUGCCAUGACAGUGGCCAAAAGAGUAAGCGAAGAACAAGAUGUACGUAUAGGAAAUACAGUGGGCUAUACUAUUCGUUUCGAUGACCAUACUUCACCUACCACUCGACUUAAAUAUAUGACCGAUGGCAUUUUACUACGUGAGGCGACACUCGAUCCUUAUCUCAAGCACUAUGACUGCAUUGUGAUUGAUGAAGCGCAUGAACGUACAUUGGAAACAGAUGUCUUGUUUGGUCUAUUAAAACAAACGCAUCGUUUACGACCUGAACUCAAGAUCUUGAUCAUGUCUGCCACAUUAGAUGUCGCCAAAUUCUCUGACUUUUUUGACGAAUGCCCUAUUUUCGAGAUUCCUGGUCGAACGUAUCCUGUGCAAGUGAUCUAUCCACCUGAAGAGAUCAAGUUGGCUACAUUGAAAUCAGCCUUGGUCGAUCGUGCUGUGGAAACAGCAUGGCAAAUCCAUACACAAGAGCCCAAAGGCGAUAUCCUUGUGUUCUUAACAGGUCAACAAGACAUUGAGCGUGCAU